This is a messenger RNA of Pectinophora gossypiella (pink bollworm), 868 nucleotides long. RefSeq lists its product as uncharacterized. The record is from RefSeq and is a predicted model, not a curated record. The coding region runs from base 6 to 818 and encodes 270 amino acids. NCBI's taxonomy places the organism in Eukaryota, Metazoa, Arthropoda, Insecta, Lepidoptera, Gelechiidae. The transcript has a single exon.
CCAUAAUGAUGAAGCUGGUGGUGUUGUGCUUAGUGCUGGCAGCGGUGAGGGCGGAGCCGGGCGCGCUGCUCGCCGCGCCGCUCGUGGCGCCGCUCACGUACUCGGCGGCCGUCGUGGCGCCCGCCACCACCAGCAUCAGCCAGCAGAGCAGCAGCGUGGUACACCCCUCCCCCUACUACUACAACGCGGGAUACUUCCCGCACUUCAUCAAGAAGCGUUCAGCCCCGUCGCUUACGUCGCGCUUCUUUGGAACGGUGCCUCGUUUAGUGACGUCCUUCUUGCCGCGCUUCUACUCGUCGCCGAUUUCUUACGCCAGGCCGCACUACAUCAAGAAGCGUUCUGUGAGCUUCGCGUUGCCGGCGGCGUACUCCACCCCCUACCAACCGCUGCUGCCCAUCGCAUACGCCAAACCCAUCGCUGCUCUGCCCGUUUCCCCAAUCGUCGCACCUGUUCCCCUCACCUAUUCCCACUUUAUCAAGAAACGUUCAGCUCCACUCCUGGCGCCGCGUCAGUACAUUAGACCCGCUACCUUAACCCAGCGGACCAGCAUCGACGUGACCCACACCCGGCCAAUAUAUAAAAGCUACCCGGCCCCGGCCCCGUAUCCGUACUCUCCCUUCGGCUUCCCUCAUUUCGGAUUUCCUCAUUUCAUUAAAAAGCGCUCCGCUCCUCUACUGCCCACCGCCGCAUAUAUCGCACCUGCUGCCACUUCCUAUCAAACCAGAGCCGACGUGCGCCUCUCUGCUCCCCUUAUAACAUCCUACACCAAUCCCUUAUUUUACUCUAGUCCGUUCACUCCCAUCUCUCACAUAUACUAAUUUGUGUACUAAAGAUGAAUACCACGACAAAUAAAUGAUAUCCACAUUCA